GAAGACAAUCAUGUCAUAGUCAAUAGUUCACGUAAUGUUUUUUUAAAAUGACAAUGUUUAGGAAGACGUAUAAAAAUAAAUGGAACGUGUUUAAAAUACAAUAGAUUUUUAUGUUGUAUAAUAAGUAAUUCCCUCAGAAAUUAGUGUAAAAUUUUUUGUAGUAAAUUUAUAACUAUGGAGUACUUGGCGGAAAGCAUUGCGCUGGGAAUAGAUUCAUUAAUUUUAGUUGCUUGUAUAAAACAGUAUUACAAAAAUAAAAAUGCGAUGGCUUUAAUUCAAGGUGCUCCCUAUUUAGAAAUUAACAAAGAUCUUAAAGAGAUAGUAGAUACCCAUCCUGAAGGGAAGUUGUCGUAUGUAGCUAUUAGAGGUACAGUCAAACCUCUAGGAAACCCCAUCAUUAGCAAUUCAAAUCCGAAUAUUUCGGGAGUAGUACAAUUAUUAAGGAUUAAAGAGCACGUUAUACAAAGAAGCACCGCUGGGUUUUGGGCAGAUUCUGAAAGAGUUAUCCAAGAAGUACAUAAUGUUAUGCCUUUCUCGUUAGAAACCAAAGGAAUUCUAAUUGAAAUUUGUGAUCCUUUAGCUGCGGAUGUUUUAGAUAUGGACGUAAUUGCUGACAAUUUUCAUCCGACAGUACCUAGUGUUAUAGAUCAUAUUUGGAGCUUCUUUGCUGGAGUUAGACAAAGAGGGGUACAAUCUACAGAGAAAAUGCUUAGGACAGGGACUGUGAUAACAGGUAUAGGAGAAUUAGUUACGGGAAAAGAUGGUCAAUUGAAGUUACAACCCCCGAGCAAUGGAGGACCUUUUUACUUGACGAAUAUGCGUGUAACUUCUCUUUUAAAAAAACUGAACGGGUCUAAGAAAAAUUAUAGAUUACUGUGCAUAUUGUUUGGAUCAAUUGGUUUAGUGCUAACAGGACUUAUCGUAAGAAAAUACUUGAAAAUAAAAGGUGAAAAAGAUGAAGCAGAAAGGCAAAGACUUCAAUUGGAAUUGUCAAGAAGAAAAAGGCGGAGAGAAAUCAGAGAUGGGGAUUUACCUGAGAAUCAAAUUUGUGUUGUUUGUAGAGAAAAUCCUAAAGAGAUUAUUUUGUUACCUUGUGGACAUGUUUGUUUGUGUGAAGAUUGUGCUGUGGAUAUUACCGAAAGUUGUCCAAUUUGUAGAACGCAUAUCAAUAAAAAAAAUGUUGCAUAUGUGAUAUAAAUUAUUAAAAAAAUUGUUUAUGUUAUCUAAUUUGACCAGACGAGUGUUUAAGUGUUAUAUAUUUCAAAUGAAUAAUGUUUGGUUAACACGUGUUAUUUUUGUAUUAAAAUAAAUCUUUAAAACACCAAAA
Messenger RNA from Diorhabda carinulata, 1327 nucleotides. It is a transcript of the gene Mul1, whose product is annotated as mitochondrial E3 ubiquitin protein ligase 1. The transcript is spliced from 4 exons. Gene Ontology annotation, biological process: organelle organization; protein ubiquitination. The coding region runs from base 175 to 1197 and encodes 340 amino acids. Gene Ontology annotation, molecular function: ubiquitin-protein transferase activity. NCBI's taxonomy places the organism in Eukaryota, Metazoa, Arthropoda, Insecta, Coleoptera, Chrysomelidae. The record is from RefSeq and is a predicted model, not a curated record.